This is a messenger RNA of Callorhinchus milii (elephant shark), 4032 nucleotides long. It is a transcript of the gene parp10, whose product is annotated as poly(ADP-ribose) polymerase family member 10. Gene Ontology annotation, cellular component: cytoplasm; nucleus. Gene Ontology annotation, molecular function: transcription corepressor activity; nucleic acid binding; NAD+ poly-ADP-ribosyltransferase activity. The coding region runs from base 234 to 3839 and encodes 1201 amino acids. NCBI's taxonomy places the organism in Eukaryota, Metazoa, Chordata, Chondrichthyes, Chimaeriformes, Callorhinchidae. Gene Ontology annotation, biological process: negative regulation of gene expression. The transcript is spliced from 11 exons. The record is from RefSeq and is a predicted model, not a curated record.
AAAGGACCCAAUCUGGGGCUUUGCUGCACUUUGGUCGCUUCUAUCAAUUAUACUUUCACUUUCAUUUAUCCAACCAUCUCUCCCUCUGGAGUUUUAUUCCAGUGGUGGCUUGCUUUUUGGAUGGUUUAACAGACUGAAGAGGGUCAAAGAGUCUUUCUCUCUGGGGGAGGGGGGGGGAGACCCACAGAAGCCAGAGGAACCAGUGUGGACUACCUCCUUUGGGUGUCUGGAGGAUGGACACUGUGGAGCAGGAGCCAUGUUCUGCCGAUGCCACACUGGAAGUUCACGGCAUCACAGACGAGACCCAAUUGGAGUUCCUGUCCUUGUACUUCGAGAACAAACGGCGUUCUGGUGGUGGGACCAUCAAGUCCAUUGAAUACCGGAGGGAUUACACACUUUUGACCUUCGAGAACCCAGCAGUCGCUGAGAACGUGCUGGCAAAUGGGAGACAUAAAUUCAACAACAUUGAGCUGAUAGUGAGGAGAGCUCGACCGCAAGACCCUGGGAAACUACUGCUGUGUGGGUUGAACCCAAAGACCGCGUACCAGACCCUGGAGCUAUACCUGGAGCUGAUCACUGGACUGGACAGUAACACCAUGACUGUCCAUUACACUCCGGACAGGAGCCAGGCCCUCAUCCACUUCAAGGAGGCUCUUUCAAAGGAAGUUCUCAGGAAGUUGAAGGAGAAGUUUGAGAGCAGGCGCCUGGAUGGAGCCAGUGUCAGAGCGGAGCAGGUCCGGGUGACGGACCGCGUUCUGGUGGAGAACUUCGACGAUGAUUGCCUCCUGAACCUUUACUUCGAAAGCCCACGGAGCCAUGGGGGGAGCGUCACCAAAGUGACCCGGCUCCCCGGGGGUAGAGCUGUCGUGACGUUCCACGAGUGGGAAGCUGUCGACCGGGUACUAAAGCACGAGCAGUGGCUGAAGGGGCAGCUGCUGAUCAUACGCCCUCAUUACGACUUCCUCCAACCCCCGGACAGCGAGCCUGAGCCCAAGGCCCGGGCGGACGCUAAGCCGGGCGUCUCCGCCCAGCCGCGGGAGGAGCUCUCCAGCACCGUCAACGUCCCCGACGAGCUGAAGAUGGAGCUCCUGCGCACCAGCCGGCUCCUGCGGGAACUCCAGGAGGCGGAGCGCUCCGAGGUCUCCGUACAAGUCUCCGAGGGAAGCGUCCGCGUGACCAGCCGGGACAGUCUCCUCAUCGAGAGGACCAAGAACCGGAUCCUGGAGUUCCUGAGCUCCGUGGCUCAGGCCACCCUGACGGUCACCGCAGACGAGGCCAGAUUCCUCUCUCGGAGCGAAGUCCGAGAUCACCUCCAGGCCUCUCUGCUGGGGCAGGGCGCUCCGGCCCGCUACUCGCUCUCGGGUGGUCUGCUGACGGUGGCCGGGUUCUCCUCGGCCACGGCACAAGCGAUCGCCCAGCUGAUCAAGAAGGAGCUGAGCCACAUUAACGUCCCGGUGUCUGACCGGCAGCUCCACGCUCUGAGCUCCCCCGACUGGCAGAAACUGGUCUCGUCCCUGAGGUGUUGUCAGGUCCAAGUCUCCCACUCUGGUGACCGGGUCCACCUCCUCACCCUGGGGGAGUUCCGAGCCGAAGCCGAGAAACGGCUGGAGGAUUAUUUUGGGGAAACUGGUUUGCAGGAGUCGGUGAUCGUGAUGGAGUCUGGGAAGCUGAGGUUCCUGCAGGAUAAUUACCACGAGGUGCUGGCUGGCAUCGGACAGGUCUCCAUCGUACCCCUGGAAGGGAAUGAUAUCACUGGGCUGAGGAUCAGCGGGAGCGCCAGCGCCUGCCAACCUGCGGACGAGCUCCUCCGCAGCAUCAUCUCCAGCAUCUGCUCCAGCACCGUGAUGCUCCAGCACCCCGGCAUCGCCCGCUUCCUGCUGGAGGAGCGAGGGAGGAAUAUCCUGAAGCAGUUGGAGACCAAGUACAGGUGCACGUUCGGGCUGGAGAGAGUCCGCUGGCUGCCCCUGGAGCCUGAGCAUUCCCUGGACAGCUCGGAGAAAUGGAUAACUCCCAACUUCCAAAGAAGCGGUUCCGGUGGUAGAGAGAGGUCCAUCCAAUCCCACCAACAGCCCCCGGUCAGUGUCACUGAUCCCAAUGGGAAUCGUCUGGAUCUGGGUAUGAUUACAAAUCUAAUUGCCUCAAUCGAUGGAGAUGAACCGAUGGCCACAUCUGUUGAAACCGGCAAUGAAGCUGGAGAGAUCCCAGCUGCCCGAGGAUCAGCUGCCACCAGCGAAGCCAGUUCCCCUGAAGAAGAUCUGUACACAGAACCACUGGCUCAAACCAUGAGCAUGGCCAGGGAGGAAGAGGAAUUAGAGAUCAUAGAGAUGGACACUGUAACUCAGCAGGAAGGUGGCAAUGAAGGUGACGGUGAUGGCGAGCGUUUGGAAGACUCUGGGAUGAUGCUGGUAGCGUCUGAUAAAGACCUUGAAUUCGCUACCAAGUUAUCUCUGGAAACCUUCCAGACGGAGAGGAACCUGGAUGAAGAUGCUCAGUUACUGCUCGCUCUGCAAUGUUCCAUGGACAACAGGAGCCGAGAGGACGAGGAGCUCCAGAAAGCCCUCGAGCUGUCCAUGGUGGAGAGCCAUCGGUCGAUGGAGCUGGAAAUGUCCAACAACAUGGAGAGCUCAGGGGCCAGCGCCAUGGAGGACGUCCUGCAGAUGUCCAUCCAGGAUGCUGUGGAAGCCUCCAAUUCCGCGCAGUUGACUGUCUACGGAAACUGUGACCUGGACUUCAGGAGGGUCAAAGCCGAGCUGGAGAAGAUCAUCCAAUCCAAUUUGCGUCGGGAAGAGAUCGAGAACGACUGCCUUCAAGAACUGUCCUCCGAGCACGAACGUUACCUGUCGCACCUCCAGCGCCAGCACGGGGUGACCAUCACCCGGCGAGGUGCCGUGCUGCAGGUGUACGGCUUUGCCGACUACACCAUGCGCGCCAGCACGAGGGUCAACCGGCUCGUCAACAGGGCCCUCCGAGAACAGAAGGCCCAAGUGGAGGAGGCCGAGGUCGCCAGGUCGGUCAAGUGGGUGCGUUACGGUGCAGAGGAGGGAGCCACCCCCGUCCCCUAUCCAGCGAGCGCCAACGCUUUCAUCGAGCAGGCGUUCCAGCACAAGCAGAAGAAGGUGGAAGUGAUGUUCGACCACAAGCCCUACACCGUCAACCUGGAUCGUAUGGAGGAGUACAACAUCGGAGCAGCCAAGGCACUGCGGAUCGAGAGGCAGACCCUGGGCAGCCCGACCGACCAGGAAGUUUUGACCUUGGCUUCGGGAAACAUUGAGCUGGUUCGGGUGAACGAAGCAACUGAUGAAUAUCGUAAACUUAUCCGACCUUUCUACGAUACUCUGCAAGACUUUUACAACAAAAUCCGAAUCGUGAAGGUGGAGAAGGUGAAUAACCCACUGCUGUACCAGCAGUACAUGCUGAAGAAAGCCAAGCUGCAGGCCGUGUUGGGCCAGACCAACGUUGAGCGAGUCCUCUACCACGGCACGAAUGAAGAGAGCGCCAAAGAGAUCUACGUUCACGGCUUCAACAGGAGUUUCUGUGGAAAGAACGCGACGCUUUACGGGCAGGGUGUCUACUUUGCAACCAACGCUGUCAUGUCAGCGCAGGACAACUACUCCCCACCCAACGAACAGAAGCAUAAAUUUAUAUUCGUGGUGAACGUUCUGACCGGGGCGUACGCCAAAGGGGAAAGCUCGAUGAAGGCUCCCCCUCUGAAGCAGGACUCCACCAUGCCUCUCCGCUACGAUUGCGUGGUGGAUGACUGCAGGAAUCCCACCAUCUUCGUCAUUUUCAACGACACUCAGGCUUACCCACAAUAUUUGAUCACCUGCCUGAGAAAUUGACGCUUCUCUCAUCUCGGCUUCUGCUCUUUUCCCUUCUUAACUCCCAUUCCCUGAACUGUGACAUUUGCUCCACUCAAUACUGUGAGAUGGUUAAUUUUUCCAGAUUAUUCUGCUGCUGCUGUUCCAGGGAUUUCCUUUCGCCUCCUUUGCCUCUUUCGCCUGCAAGGAGAUGCCAGUCUCUUGUAGCGGAUUG